UUCAACUCUGUUCAAGAAUCAGAAGACUUGCAUCGAUGAAUUUGAUACAAGAAAGGCAGAAUGAGAGUCAAAAGACACGACCAAUCCGAGUUAAGAACCCGGCCCACGAAAAUCUCUAGCCCAUACUAUUAAUUUCACUGGACGGCUAUGCCAAUAAAGUAGCCCAAAACAUGUUUUUUUGGAAAAAAUUUUCGUCUGCUAUGUUCAAUUGUUUUUUAGCUGGUAUUAUCAUGUUUCGCUGACAAAAAUAAUACAACGAAAAAAUGCAGCAGUCUCCCCUUCGUUCCUCCAGAACUGUAAUAACUAUUUUUCGUUCACUUGCCUUCCCGCGAAAACCUUCAUUUCUCUUCUUCCAUUCGUCAUCUCCGGGCCCACCCCCCAAACAACAGCAACGUUGCACUUCCACUUCGCCACUUGGUUCUCCGACACGAGUUCAAAAACUUAUAUCCGCCCAGUCUGAUCCUCUCCUUGCCAAGGAAAUCUUCGAUUUCGCCUCUAAUCAACCCGGUUUUCGUCACUCUUACUCUUCGUUUCUCGUCCUCGUUCUCAAACUCGGCCGCUCCAAACACUUCUCCCUCGUCGACGACCUUCUUAUUCGCCUUAAAUCCGAUAAAUACCAAGUAACCCCAACUCUCUUUUCUUACCUUAUCAAAAUCUAUGCAGAAGCAAAUUUACCCGAAAAAGCUCUCAAAACAUUUUACAAAAUGCUUGAGUUCAACAUCAAGCCUUUACCCAGACACUUAAAUCGCAUUCUCGAACUUCUUGUUUCUCAUCGUAACUUUCUGAUGCCUGCCUUUGACCUUUUCAAGAAUGCCCAUAAAUACGGGGUUUUUCCCAAUACAAAAUCUUACAACAUUUUAAUGGUUGCGUUUUGUUUGAAUGGGGAUUUGAGUAUUGCUUACAAACUGUUCAACAAAAUGUUUGAGAGAGAUGUUGUGCCUGAUGUCGAGUCUUAUAGGAUAUUGAUGCAAGGGUUGUGUAGGAAGAGUCAAGUGAAUAAAGCUGUAGAUUUGUUGGAAGAUAUGUUGAAUAAAGGGUUUGUACCCGAUUCGCUGAGUUAUACUACUUUGUUGAAUAGUUUGUGUAGGAAGAAGAAGCUUAGGGAAGCCUAUAAACUUCUUUGUAGAAUGAAAGUUAAAGGGUGUAAUCCUGAUAUUGUGCAUUAUAAUACAGUUAUAUCGGGUUUCUGUAGAGAAGGGAGAGCUCUGGAUGCGGUUAAGGUUCUUGAGGAUAUGCCUUCAAAUGGGUGUUUGCCGAAUUUGGUUUCCUAUAGGACUUUGGUUGGGGGUUUAUGUGAUCAAGGGAUGUUUGAUGAGGCUAAGAAGUAUACGAAGGAAAUGUUGUUAAAGGGGUUUUCUCCGCAUUUUUCGGUUUCUCAUGCUUUAGUCAAAGGGUUUUGUAAUGUUGGUAAGAUGGAGGAAGCUACUGAAGUGCUAGGGGAAAUGCUGAAGUAUGGGGAAGUGCCACAUAUGGAUUCUUGGGUAAUGAUAAUUCCUAGAAUCUGUGAAGAUGAUGAAACAGAGAGAAUGGGGGGGAUUCUAGAAGAAGUUAUAAAGGUAGAAAUGAAAAGAGACACAAGAAUAGUAGAGGCAGGCAUUGGACUGGAAGAUUACUUGAUUAAGAAAAUAAAAUCUAGAUCAAAGAGACCUUGAAUAGUAUUAUAGAUACUGCAGAUUUAAUUGGCUAUAUAUGUUCCCCUGAUGUCAGGGAUCUUUAAAUUUUCUUAAUCCAGGGUGAUUGCAUUGCAGGUUGUCCGCCUCGCUACCCUUAUGGAAGCCUGAUGCAGAGAUGCCAUUUGCUAAGUGAUGUUUGGAUCCACAGAAAGACAGAAGUUUUGAUGGCAAGCAGUUUGAUUCAAUUAAGGGUAUACUUUAUUGCAGUUUUAACGAUGUAUUUCCGUUGUCCACAAAAUUUUUUACCAAUAUUAAAAUCAGAUGGUAACUGUUGCAAAAGUUUUUUCAAGCAAAUUUUGUAUCGAUCUUUACCUAUUUGCAAUUAACAGUUGGGCCUAAUUUGUCGUGUUCCUAAGGAAUAUGGUUCUAACUUCCAAAAUAUUUACAAGAAAGUGGGAUUUUUUUUCUUGUCAGAGCUUGAAUAAAACCAAAUAUUUAUGAAAUCUGGAGCCAUUUAGGAAUGAAGAAUUAAACGAAGAGUUCCUAAAUUAUAUGUAGUUUCAAGAUACGAGUGUCGUGUGCAAAUUGUGGAAUUUUAAUUUUGAAAAACGAUGCCAAAUGAUUCUCUCUUUUUUUUCCUAGAAGGAACCAACUGAUAAGUACUUAAGCCUGAUGGACUCUAUAACAUUAGCAAAGGCCCGACCAUAUUUUUGGGGCCAUCGAUGAAAUGUGAAAGUGACCAUGGUGAAGCCAAUUUUGUUGAAAAGAGACCAACAAGUUCGACACCCAUGUUAGCUGAACUAGCCUCCUAUUCUAGUUAAACAACAAAAGACCAAACGACUGUCACCUAGCCACAACAAAACAGACAAUGACUAUGGUAUAAAAACCUUACCUACUUUCACUUAUUGUUAUAAAAUAUAAUUUAGUAUGAUAAAGAGUGUAAAUUUUUUUCUUUUACCACAAAUAGAACAAACAACAAAACAUGCUCCAUAUUCACAAUUCCUUUGUAUUUUGAAUUAUUUUGUCAUUCCUCCAUGCAUAUUACCACUAGGACUAUAAAACUACUCUACUAAAUAUGCAUCAUGGAUGUAACGUAAUGCUAUACCAACUAAAAUUCUUAGGCAAAUGCAAGGGAAUUUUUUUUUUCACUGAAGGGCAACGCAUUAGCUGACAGAUAAGGUAAAUCUAGGCAGAUUUAAGUGGCUGCAAUGCGAUUUGCGAAAGGAACCUUAAUAGAAAAUGGUAAA
Molecule: messenger RNA, 2860 nt
Organism: Durio zibethinus
Lineage: Eukaryota; Viridiplantae; Streptophyta; Magnoliopsida; Malvales; Malvaceae
Product: oligomeric golgi complex subunit-like protein
Molecular function (GO): protein binding
Source: RefSeq, a predicted model, not a curated record